AGAGAAUGCCAACAAACGAGUCGCUACUCGGCGGUGGCGGCACGACUCGCUAUUCACUAGUGAAGUAGUCACUAGUCAGUAUCGGUGCGAAAGUGGGGCGAGUCGGUCGCGUGCUCCCACGCCUCAUUCCUUUGUUUACUUUGUGUUCGCACAGCAUACAUGUAAACGCUUUGAUAUGGAAACCGAUCUGGUGUAAAAUGGAGUGUUUGAAAGGUGUAGCGGGGUGCGUGAGGCGAGAGGAGGGCGACGGGGAGGCGGCGGUGAGUGGAGCGGAGCCGCCGCCACCGCCGCAGCCACUGCCAUCGCCGAUGGUGACUCUCGAGACGGCCGAAGAGCGGCGGCAGCGCUGGCGCAGCGUGUACGUGAUCUACUUCACCAUGUUCCAGAUGUCGCUGGGCUUCAGCAUCGUGCUCACCGGCGUGUGGCUGUAUCUGAACAAGCUGGAGCCAGGCGCGCAGAAGGACGUGAUGGGCCUUGCGGUGGGCGCCAACCCGCUGGGACAGCUGCUGGCGUCGCCGCUGCUGGGGCUGUGGGCGAACCGCGCGGGGUCGGCGCGGGGCCCGCUGCUCGCCUCGCUAGCGCUGUUCGUGCUGGCCAGCGCGCUCUACUCCCAUUUGCACCUUACGCGCCCCUACGCCAAGUACUGGAUGGUGUUCGCCAGGUUCCUCGUCGGGGUCAGUUCAGCGAACAUAGCGGUGGCGCGGUCGUACCUGUCGGCGGCGACGCUGGUGUCGGAGCGCACGCGCGCAGUGGCGGCGGUGUCGCUGGCGCAGGUGCUGGGCUUCGUGGUGGGGCCGGCGCUGCAGGCAGCGGCCGCGCCUCUCGGGCCUGGUGCGCCGUACGCGCCGCCCGGCCAGCGCGACGCCGUGCUGCGGCUCGACAUGUACACCGCGCCAGGCUGGAUCAACGUAGUGUUGGGGCUCAUCAACUUUGUGCUCUUCCUCCCCUGCUUCUUUACUGAACGGAAGAUCGCAGCGCGCGAAGCCAUGAUCGCGCAAGGAAAGGACUCCGAGAAAGAAGCAUUGAAGUCGUUGAAGCCGGACUUGAUCAGUAGUUGGACGCUGGUGGGCGCAUUCUUUGUGCUAGUGUUCAACUUCGUGCUGCUGGAGACACUGGCCACACCGCUCACCAUGGACCAGUUCGCGUGGAGCAAGAAACAGGCGCUCGAGUACAUGGGCGCGCUCAUGAGCGCCGGCGGCGUAGUCGCGUGCGCCACCUUUGCGCUUAUUUCCACGCUCACCAAGUUCUUCGAGGAACGCGCGUUGCUCUUGUGGGGUGGGUUCCUGCUGACGGGCAUGGCGUCGGUGUUCUGCAUCCCGUGGGGUCCGGGCCCGCCGCCGCUGGCGCCGCUCAACGCCACGGAGGAGGCGGGCGGGUGUCCGCAGCUCGCGCAGCCCUGGUGCGAGUCCUCGCGUGGCCUCACCGUGCCGCAGUUCCUGCUCGGCUACGCGUGCGUCUCCGUCGGCUACUCGCUCGGCGUCACGCUAAUACAGACUAUAUUCUCCAAGGUGCUGGGCCCGAGGCCGCAGGGCGUGUGGAUGGGCGUGCUGACGGGCGCGGGGUGCCUGUCGCGCGCGCUGGGCCCGGUGUUCGUGGCGGCGGUGUACGCGCGCGCCGGGCCCGACGCCACCUUCGGCAGCACGGCGGCGCUCACCUUCGCGGCGCUCGCGGCCCUGCGGCUCGUCUACAAGCGCCUGCAGCCGCCGCCGCUCGCCCCCGCACCGCACGCACCGCACGCACAGCCAGCGCACGCGCAAGAACUGCAGCCGCUCAACAAGCCAGAAGUGAAGGAGCGCACUGUCACGUGACGAACGUCGUGCGCCCGUCGGCGCCGCUCAACACUAGUUUUAUUAUGUCAUUAUAAUUUUAGCAAUUUAUGUGAGCAUGCUCGCGUGUCGUAUCGAUGUUUAGCGACAGUCCCCCUUAGCUAGCGGGGAGUGAAUGAGAGGGAGGGAACAAUAUGGCUAUCAAAGACGAUCGAAUAUUGUACAAGUUGUGCAUGUCGUAAACUGAAGCCGCAUUAAUCCAAAGCCAUGAUUAUGUAGAAAUAUUAACUGCGGUAAAUAAAGGGACCGAAUUAUAAUAUUUAUAUUGAACAAUAUAAUAAUAUGUAAAUAUUAAUAAACUCGGCUUUACAUAAUUUAUACGAUUGUAGACGUAAACUUCAGUUAUUCUUGCCGCUAGUACCUUGAUGUAUAUGGAGAAUAUGUUGAGGGAUUCUCACAUCUGCUGCUGUAUAAUGCAACGUGUUGAUGUUAUCUACAUCGGACAGUAUUGAGCAACUCGUUGCGACUUGCGGCCGAUGACGACUGGCGGCGGUAUUUGGAGCUGUGACCGAUAGUGUGCGUCGUAUCGCACGCAUAUUUAUAGACUCGAGUGGACGCCGCGCCCGACACUUCACGUGAAUUUUGUUUGUUGGCGUUUCAUGCCAUUUUAAUAUGGUUCCUAUUAAAAUAUACACGUGUUUGUAAAUGUCGGCGUCAUCCGAACCUGGUCCACGCCAUUGUUCCUUGAUCUCUAGUAUAAUAGAGUAGCCUUCGAGUGGUAAUAAAACCACUAGUGUAUUUUAUUUAAUCAUCCAGUGUAAUACUGAACAAGCUUAGUGCACUCAAUAACUGGCCAUUAAAAGCUUUGGAAUCCGUUGCUCCAGGGUGUAUAGUAGUAAAGUUGUGGGAGGUGGUCUACUGGUUAUGAGCAAGGGUAGUGCUUAGAAUCAACCAGGUUAAAGAAAUCUCUUACAACGCUCGGAAUCUAUAGGGUACAAUAUUUAAUAAUAAAGAAUGAUGUAGCUGUCGGUAAUUAAAACAUAGUAUAAUGCAAAUGAAGCUGAGCCCCCAUUAUAGUUCAUUGUCGUUGGUCGCGAGUCGCGGCGCGGUACUAUCGUUGUCAUAUAAUGUACGUAGGUAGUACGUCGUAACGCGUAGCCACUGAGACAGGUAUUACAUAUAAUAAUGCAACGAAUAUUACUUUUAAAGAUUCGAAUACUUCAUACAGUGAAAAAGGAUAAUGGAAAUAAAAUAUGCCAAGCGAUAUAAAUACGAAUAUUCGUAAAAAGAAUCAGUUGUAAAUAUUACUGCUGGCGCCGUUUCUGCGUAAAAGUAUGAGUUAGUCAAGUCGGUGAUUUCACAAAGUUAAAUAGUGUUUAUGGUUAUUUAAUUUUAUUAUGUUGGACUGUCAAUUUCAGUCCAUUUCAUAGUAUGGUUUUUUAGUAUUUGAUGAUUAAGACUGAAUGUGUGCGUGUGUUUCAUUUUUAUUACGUAUUUUAUUAUGUUAGUUUGUAUACAUAAUAAUUAUCUAUUAUUCUAAAACGUUGCGUAGCCGAAGACAAGGCUUAGUAGGCAUGUUACAAUAGCCCCAUGAGACGGCAUAUAUUUUCUCCCGGCGCUCCUAAAGUUAGAAGAUUUCCCAGGGAUUUUUGUUUGUAGCAAAUAGAAAGAAAGAAAGAUUUGUUACUGGCAUAAUUUUAAAUAGACACAUUACUACAUUUAACAAACUAAAUAAAAAAAAAAGAAAAUUACUAUAUUAUCAAUAAAUAAAUAAACAAAAAUUCCAUAAAGUCCAGCAAAGGUCAUAAUCUCAGCGGUCUAUUAGUAGAACUAGAAGCUGAUGUCGAGAGUAAGGAAUAAUUCCGGGUAGACAUUAAGGAUGGUGAUAGAUAUGUAUGUAAUCUGCUGGGCUUGGCUAACCGUCCACUCCAAGUGUGGAGUGUGGAGACUAUUAAGAUGGCGGACGCCGCCCGAACUAUUAAUUAAGGAUAGAGCUUCAAAAUUAACACAAACUAUGACGUUGUGUCGGUUUUCAAAAGUAUUAUAUUAUAUUGAUAUAUGUAUAUCUCACGCAAUGCAAUCCCAACAUGUGUUCGGUAAUUCUGCUUUAGUAUGCGGCAUACUGUGUGCCAUCUUGUGUUAAAAUGCGAACUUAGUAUAGUAAAUUUAUAAAUUUGAGUAGAUUAUUUAUUGGAUAUGACAUCAAAUGCAAUGUAUUGUGUGAUAUGGUGAAGGGCUACCCUUGUUAUGUAGUUGUAGUUGUACCUGUGUAUUAAUUUUUAGGGGUCGCGACAAUUUGUGCUCAAAUUAAGUAUUUCAAAAUGAAGACUAUUACAUUAUACAACGAUGUACUUUUAUAUUUUUGUAUGAACAACACAGAAGCGAUAAAGUUUUAAUUGUUGUAAUUUAUGAAAUAAAAGUCUUAAUUAUUUA
Messenger RNA from Manduca sexta (tobacco hornworm), 4199 nucleotides. RefSeq names its product major facilitator superfamily domain-containing protein 8 (gene Cln7). Bases 198 to 1808 code for a protein of 536 amino acids. Gene Ontology annotation, biological process: transmembrane transport. The record is from RefSeq and is a predicted model, not a curated record. Lineage: Eukaryota; Metazoa; Arthropoda; Insecta; Lepidoptera; Sphingidae. Gene Ontology annotation, molecular function: transmembrane transporter activity. Gene Ontology annotation, cellular component: lysosomal membrane. The transcript is spliced from 6 exons.